CUCCCCUCUUCCAAUCAGGGCAAUUCCCUAACUUUUCUCUUCUUCUCACAAGGCUAUAGUUCAAUAUCCCAUUCUGGAGCACAUAUCUCAUUUCAAAUUUCGACUCAGGGCUCCUCGACUUCAAGGCACUGCAACAAUUGUAAGCCCCCCACCCUGGAGUGCAUACUGGGACUGGGACAGGUCCACAGAUACGUGAGUGUAACUCGUCAACUAAGAGGAAGCGACAUCAUCCAGUAGUCUUCAGCAGCAGGGCUACGCAGAAACACACAGAGCAGCUAAUGGGAGCAGGGAAGCUGGCCCGGUUGCUGCUGGGAUGGGCGGCCGUUUGCUGGGCCGCGGUCCACACAGCGUAUGGCCAGGCAGGAGCGGGAGAUGGAGGGUACCAAGCCAGCCGCUUCACGGGGAAGGUGGACGAGAGGGAGGUGCAGAGGGUUCGCCGGAGAGGCCAGGAGACACUCAGAGGGCCCAAUGUGUGUGGCUCUCGCUUCCACUCCUACUGUUGCCCUGGCUGGAAGACUCUGCCUGGAGGGAACCAGUGUAUUGUCCCGAUCUGCCGUAACUCGUGCGGUGAUGGCUUCUGUUCCAGACCCAACAUGUGCACCUGCGGCAGUGGCCAGCUCUCCCCCAGCUGUGGGGCCGGAGCCGGAGCCGGAAUGCAGAGCUGUAAUGUCAGGUGUAUGAACGGAGGCAGCUGCCAAGAGGACUCCUGCUCCUGUCAGAAAGGCUACACCGGCAACCACUGUGGACAGCCUGUGUGUGAGAAUGGUUGCCAGAACGGCGGGCGCUGCAUUGGGCCCAACAGAUGUGCCUGUGUCUACGGCUUCACUGGGCCGCAGUGCGAGAGAGACUACCGGACUGGGCCCUGUUUCACGCAGGUCAACAAUCAGAUGUGCCAGGGCCAGUUGAGUGGCAUCGUGUGCACCAAGACAUUGUGCUGUGCCACCAUCGGACGGGCAUGGGGACACCCCUGUGAGAUGUGCCCCGCCCAGCCUCACCCCUGUCGCCGAGGCUUCAUCCCCAACAUCCGCAGUGGCGCGUGCCAGGAUGUGGAUGAGUGCCAGGCCAUCCCGGGGCUGUGUGCAGGAGGUAAUUGCAUCAACACAGUGGGCUCCUAUGAGUGUAAAUGUCCUGCGGGCCACCGCCAGAGUGACACCAGCCACAAGUGUGAAGAUAUUGACGAGUGCAGCACUAACCCAGGUGUUUGUGACGGAGGUGAAUGCACCAACACAGCCGGCAGCUACGUCUGCACCUGUCCCCGUGGUUACAUCACCAGCACUGACGGUGCCAGAUGUGUAGACCAGCGUGUGGGCACGUGUUUCUCAGCGCUAGCGAGUGGGCGCUGUGCAGGUGACCUGCAGGGCCAGUAUACCAAGAUGCAGUGCUGCUGUGACACGGGCCGCUGCUGGGCUUCUGGACAGAUCCCUGAGAUGUGCCCUGUCAGAGGGUCCGAUGAGUACAGAAGGCUGUGCAUCGAUGGGGUUCCCCAUGGCACAGGUAACGGAGGUUUCCCCCACGGAGUCUUCCCCAAUGGUGGUGGCAGCAACGGUAACGGUUACAGCUACGGCUACAAGCUCAACCCAAACGGACCUAAUGGCAAUGGUCACCAUGGCAACGGAGGAGGAAUUGGAGGAGGGGGACAGGGAGGAGGAGGAGGAAAUGGUUUCGGAGGAAACGGUGGGGGGCGUAAUAUCGUAUCACUCAAUGAGACCGUUGAUGUGUGUAAACAUUUCACCAACCUGUGUUUGAACGGACGCUGUAUCCCCACCCCGACCAGCUACCGCUGUGAAUGUAACAUGGGCUACAGACAGGAUGUACGCGGGGAGUGUAUCGAUGUGGAUGAGUGCGUCAGCAACCCCUGUGUCAAUGGAGACUGUGUCAACACACCUGGGUCGUACCACUGCAAGUGUCACGAAGGCUACCAGGGCACCCCCACCAAACAGGCCUGCAUUGAUAUUGACGAGUGCAUCGUGAACGGAGUGAUGUGUCGUAACGGACGUUGUGUCAACACUGGCGGAAGCUUCCAGUGCAUCUGCAACGCUGGCUUUGAACUCACUCCUGAUGGAAAGAACUGCAUAGAUCAUGAUGAGUGUGCCACCACCAACAUGUGUCUCAAUGGAAUGUGUAUCAAUGAGGAUGGUAGCUUCAAGUGUAUCUGUAAAUCUGGCUUUGCCCUGGCACCUAACGGACGCUACUGCACAGACAUUGAUGAGUGCCAGACCCCAGGCAUCUGUAUGAACGGACGCUGUCUCAACUCUGAGGGCUCCUUCCGCUGUGAGUGCCCGCCGGGCCUGGCCAUCGACGUGGACGGGAGAGUGUGUGUAGACACACACAUGCGCACCACCUGCUACGGCGCCAUCAAGAUGGGCACGUGCUCGCGGCCCUUCCCGGGAGCCGUCACCAAGUCCGAGUGCUGCUGUGCCAGUCCUGAACACGGCUUCGGAGAGCCCUGCCUGCCCUGCCCUGCCCGCAACUCAGCUGAGUUCCAGGCCGUGUGCAGCAGUGGGAUUGGCAUCACCGCUGACGGCAGAGACAUCAACGAGUGUGCCUUGGACCCUGACAUCUGUCAGAACGGCAUGUGUGAGAACCUGAGAGGGAGCUACCGCUGCAUCUGUAACAUCGGCUACGAGUCCGACUCCAGCGGAAAGAACUGCGUGGACAUCAACGAGUGUCUCGUGAACCGUCUGCUGUGUGACAACGGCCUGUGUAGAAACACCCCCGGCAGCUACACCUGCUCCUGUCCCAAAGGCUUCGUCUUCAAACCAGACUCUGAGACCUGCGAAGAUAUCAACGAGUGUGACUCCAGCCCGUGUGUCAACGGAAUCUGCCGCAACAUCGCCGGGUCCUUCAACUGCGAGUGUUCUCACGGCAGCAAGCUGGACUCCACCAACACCAUCUGCGUGGACAGCAUGAAAGGAACGUGCUGGCUGAAUAUCCAAGAUGGCCGCUGUGAGGUCAACAUCAACGGCGCCACACUCAAGUCUGAGUGCUGCUCUACGCUGGGAGCCGCCUGGGGCAGUCCUUGUGAACGCUGCGAGAUCGACACUGCCUGUUCCAGAGGGUUCGCUCGUAUGAAGGGAGUCAAUUGUGAAGACAUCAAUGAGUGUGAGGUGUUCCCGGGGGUGUGUACCAACGGGCGCUGUGUCAACACCCAGGGCUCCUUCCUCUGUGAGUGUGCUGAGGGUCUCACCCUGGACGGGAGCGGACGCACCUGCGUGGACGUGCGCAGCGAGCAGUGCUACAUGAAGUGGCACGAGGAUGAGUGUGGCGAACCGCUGCCCGGGCGCUACCGCGUGGACAUGUGCUGCUGCUCGGUGGGCGCGGCCUGGGGCAUCGACUGUGAGGAGUGUCCCAAGGCGGGAACCCCGGAGAACAAGGCCAUCUGCCCCCGAGGACCAGGCUUCGCCAACCGAGGAGACAUCCUGACUGGCAGACCCUUUUACAAAGAUGUGAAUGAGUGUAAGGUGUUCAGCGGCCUGUGUUCUCACGGAACGUGUCGCAACACCAUCGGCAGCUUCAAGUGUCGCUGCAGCAGCGGCUUCGCCCUCAACAUGGAGGAGAGGAACUGCACCGAUAUUGACGAAUGUCGUAUCUCUCCGGACCUGUGUGGCCACGGCACCUGUGUGAACACCCCCGGCAGCUUCGAGUGUGAAUGCUUCGAGGGCUACGAGAGCGGCUUCAUGAUGAUGAAGAACUGCAUGGAUAUUGAUGAGUGUGAGAGGAACACACUGCUGUGUCAAGGAGGCGCCUGUCUGAACACAGAGGGGAGUUACGAGUGUGAAUGUCCCCCCGGACACCAGCUGAGCCCCGACGGCUCCUCCUGCGAAGAUGUGAACGAGUGCCAGCUGAGCAACAACCUGUGUAAGAACGGCCACUGUGUCAACAUGGUGGGGAACUACCAGUGCUCCUGUGACACGGGCUACCAGGUUACACCAGACAGACAGGGCUGUGUGGAUAUUGAUGAAUGUACCAUCAUGAACGGCGGCUGUGACACACACUGUACCAACUCAGAGGGCAGCUACGAGUGCAGCUGUAGUGAGGGCUACGCUCUCAUGCCCGACCUCAGAACCUGCGCUGACAUUGAUGAGUGCGAGGACAGCCCUGAUAUCUGUGACGGGGGUCAGUGUACCAACGUCCCCGGAGAGUACCGCUGUCUCUGCUACGACGGAUUCAUGGCCUCCAUGGAUAUGAGGACCUGCAUUGAUGUGAACGAGUGUGAGCUGAACCCUAACAUCUGUCUGCAUGGGGACUGUGAGAACACCAAGGGAUCCUUCAUCUGUCACUGUCAGCUGGGAUACUUUGUCAAGAAGGGCUCCACCGGCUGCACAGAUAUUGAUGAGUGUGAGAUUGGAGCCCAUAACUGUGACAUGCAUGCUGCCUGCGUCAACGUCCCCGGAAGCUUCAAGUGUCGCUGUCGUGACGGCUGGGUGGGGGACGGCAUCAAGUGUGUGGACGUGGAUGAGUGUUCCACUGAGGAGCACAACUGCAACCUCAACGCAGACUGUGUCAACACCCCAGGCUCCUACCGCUGUGCCUGCAAGGAGGGCUUCAAUGGGGAUGGCUUCUCCUGUUCUGAUAUGGAUGAGUGUGCUGACAACGUGAACCUGUGUGAGAACGGCCAGUGUCUGAACGCUCCGGGUGGCUACCGCUGCGAGUGUGAGAUGGGCUUCACCCCUACUGAGGACAGCAAGGCCUGCCAGGACAUCGACGAGUGUAACUUCCAGAACAUCUGUGUGUUUGGAACGUGUCAGAACCUCCCGGGGAUGUUCCGGUGUGUGUGUGACGACGGCUACGAGCUGGACCGCAGCGGAGGAAACUGCACUGACAUUAACGAAUGUGCGGACCCUGUGAACUGCAUCAACGGCUUGUGUGUGAACACACCAGGAAGCUACCUGUGUAACUGCCCUCCGGACUUCGAGCUCAAUCCAACUGGAGUGGGCUGUGUGGACACACGAGUGGGCAACUGUUUCCUGGACACGUUGGCGCGUGGCGACGGCGGCAUCUCCUGCAGCGCUGAGAUCGGCGUGGGCGUAACCCGCGCCUCCUGCUGCUGCUCCCUAGGGGGAGCCUGGGGAAACCCCUGUGAACUCUGCCCCCCCAUCAACUCCACGGAGUACAAGACACUGUGUCCCGGAGGAGAGGGCUUCAGACCUAACCCCAUCACUGUCAUCCUGGAAGACAUUGAUGAGUGCCAGGAGCUGCCAGGCCUGUGCCAGGGUGGCAACUGUGUCAACACCUUCGGUAGCUUCCAGUGUGAGUGCCCCGCAGGCUACUACCUCAACGAGGAGACACGCAUCUGCGAGGAUAUUGAUGAGUGCACAGCCCACAUUGGAAUCUGUGGCCCUGGUACCUGCUACAACACCUUGGGGAACUACACCUGCGUGUGUCCUCCUGAGUACAUGCAGGUCAACGGAGGAAACAACUGCAUGGACAUGAGGAAGAGCGUGUGUUACCGCAACUUCAACGACACGUGUGAGAACGAGCUGUCGUUCAACAUGACCAAGAAGAUGUGCUGCUGUGCCUACAACGUGGGCAAAGCCUGGAACAAGCCCUGUGAAGCCUGCCCUACCCCUGUCACCUCGGAGUACCAGGUACUGUGUGGGAACCAGGCUCCUGGGUUCAUCAUAGACAUCCACACAGGCAAGCCCAUCGAUAUUGAUGAGUGUCGAGAGAUCCCGGGGAUAUGUGCACACGGAGCGUGUAUCAACCAGAUAGGAAGCUUCCGCUGUGAAUGUCCCAUGGGCUUCAGCUACAACAAUAUACUGCUCAUCUGUGAAGAUAUUGACGAGUGUAACAGCGGAGACAACCUGUGCCAACGCAACGCCAACUGUAUCAACUUCCCAGGGAGCUACCGCUGCGAGUGCUCACCAGGCUUCAAGCUGUCCCCAAGUGGGGCCUGCGUGGACCGCAACGAGUGCCAGGAGAUCCCUAACGUGUGUAGCCACGGAGAGUGUAUCGACACCCAGGGCAGCUACCGCUGUCUCUGCCACAACGGCUUCAAGGCCACCGCCGACCAGACAAUGUGCAUGGAUAUCGACGAGUGUGACAGACAGCCGUGUGGGAACGGAACCUGUAAGAACACAGUGGGCUCCUACAACUGUCUCUGCUUCCCUGGAUUCGAGCUCACGCACAACAAUGACUGCAUGGACAUUGAUGAGUGCAGUGCGUUGGUGGGUCAGGUGUGUAGGAACGGCCAGUGUAUCAACAGCCUGGGAUCCUUCCAGUGUCUCUGUCAGGAUGGCUACGAACUCACCCCAGACGGAAAAAACUGUGUCGAUAUCAAUGAGUGUGUGAGUCUUCCUGGUACCUGCUCUCCUGGAACCUGUCAGAACCUGGACGGGUCGUUCCGCUGUAUCUGCCCAACUGGAUACGAGGUCCAGAACGACCAGUGUAUAGAUAUCAACGAGUGUGAGGUGGAGCCCAAUAUUUGCCAGUUUGGCACGUGCACCAACACCCCAGGAAGCUUCCAGUGUAUCUGCCAGAAUGGCUUUGUCCUGUCGGACAAUGGGCGCCGCUGUUUUGAUACCAGAGAGAGCUUCUGUUUCACCCGCUUCGAGUCAGGCAAGUGUUCUGUGCCCAAGGCCUUCAACACCACCAAGGCCAAGUGCUGCUGCAGCAAGAUGCCAGGCGAGGGCUGGGGAGACCCGUGCGAGCUGUGCCCACACGAUAGCGAGGCGUCCUUUAAAAGCCUGUGUCCCUACGGCCAUGGAUCCCUGCCUGGACUUGGGGAAACCCGUGAGGACAUGAACGAGUGUCUGGACAACCCAGGCGUCUGUGUGAACGGUGUCUGUAUCAACACGGACGGAUCGUUCCGCUGCGAGUGUCCCUUUGGCUACAACCUGGACUAUACCGGGGUCAACUGUGUUGACACUGAUGAGUGCUCUAUAGGAAACCCCUGUGGUAACGGGACCUGUACUAAUGUGGUGGGAGGCUUUGAGUGCUCCUGUCAUGAAGGCUUCGAACCUGGCUCCAUGAUGACCUGUGAAGAUAUCAACGAGUGCUCUCUGAACCCCCUGCUGUGUGCCUUCCGCUGUGUCAAUACUUUUGGUUCCUACGAGUGCAUGUGUCCCUCGGGCUACGUGCUGCGAGACGACCACCGCAUGUGCAGAGACCAGGAUGAGUGUUCGGAGGGGCUGGAUGACUGUGAGUCCAAGGGCAUGUCCUGUAAGAACCUGAUUGGCACUUUCAUGUGUAUCUGCCCCCCUGGCAUGCAGCACAGACCUGACGGAGAUGGCUGCAUGGACCUGAAUGAGUGUCGCGCGAAGCCUGGCGUCUGUAAGAACGGGCGGUGUGAGAACACAGUGGGCAGCUACCGCUGUGUGUGCAACGAGGGCUUCCAGCCCAGCUCCACCGGAACGGACUGUAUCGAUAACCGACAGGGCUUCUGUUUCACCGAGGUGCUUCAGACUAUGUGUCAGCAGGGCUCCACCAACAGGAACAGUGUCACCAAAUCGGAGUGCUGCUGCAAUCUUGGGCGCGGCUGGGGACCCCAGUGUGAGCUCUGCCCACUGCCUGGCACCGUGCAGUACAAGAGGAUGUGCCCACUGGGACCCGGGUACACCACCGACGGCAGAGACAUCAAUGAGUGCACGGUGAUGCCAGACCUGUGUAAGAACGGCCAGUGCAUCAACACCAUCGGAUCGUUCCGCUGCCACUGCAACGUGGGUUAUACCACCGACUUCACCAGCACCUCCUGCAUUGAUAUGGAUGAGUGUUCCGCGUCUCCCAAGCCCUGUAACUUCCUGUGUAAGAACACAGAGGGCAGCUACCUGUGCUCCUGCCCCAGAGGAUACACUAUGCAGCCUGACGGAAAGACCUGCAAAGAUCUGGAUGAGUGUUCCACCAAGCAGCACAACUGUCAGUUCCUGUGUGUCAACACCAUCGGCGGUUUUACCUGCAAGUGUCCCGCAGGCUUCACCCAGCACCAAACCGCCUGCAUCGACAACAAUGAGUGUAAUGGGCAGAACAGUGUGUGUGGCUCCAGGGCUUCCUGCGUCAACACUCCCGGCAGCUUCAACUGUGACUGUGGGAAAGGCUUCUCUCUGGACACCACUGGCCUGGAGUGUGAAGAUGUGGAUGAGUGUGGCAGUAACCAUCGCUGUCAGCACGGCUGUCAGAACAUGAUGGGAGGGUUCCGCUGUGGCUGUCCUCAGGGCUAUGUACAACACUACCAGUGGAACCAGUGUGUGGAUGAGAAUGAGUGUUCGGGUGCAUCUGUGUGUGGCUCGGCCUCCUGCUACAACACCCUGGGCAGCUUUAAGUGUUUGUGUCCGUCCGGCUUUGACUUUGAACAGGGAGGGGGCGGCUGCCAGGAUGUCAAUGAGUGUUCCAUGGGCAGUAACCCCUGCAGCUUCGGCUGCUCCAACACAGACGGAGGAUACCUGUGUGGCUGUCCUGGAGGUUACUACAGGGCUGGACAGGGUCAUUGUAUAACGGGCCAGGGCUUCCAGGACCAGUAUAGCUCAGAGGGAGACGAUGAGGACAGUCUGUCUCCAGAGGCCUGCUACGAAUGUAAGAUCAACGGAGACGUCGGCAAGAAGGGACGACACAGACGUCACGCUGCUGGGGACAACGACCUCAAGGAGGUGAGCAUGGCCAGCGUGGACACCCAGGAGUCCAUCCCUAUGAACCUGAGCCUGGCCUUGCUGCUCAACAAGGAGCCCCUGCUGGAGCUGCUGCCGGCCCUGGAGCCCCUGGAGCACCAUGUGCGCUACGUCAUCACCCACGGCAACCAGGGCGAGCACUUUCGCCUGCUGGAGCGCCGCGACGGGAAAAGCGUGCUGAGGUUGGGCAGGAAGUCGCCUCCCCCUGGCUCCUACCGCCUGGAGAUCGCUAGUCUGCCCCUGUUCGGGCCGCGGCGCCUCCGACAGCUGGAGGAGGAACACGACAGCGACUACCUGCUGGGAGAGAUAGGAGACGCCCUGCGCAUCAAGCUGCACAUCCACCUGCACUGAGCUGCAAGCACUCCAACCCUCCCUAGGCUCCCUACUUUCUUCCCUUUCAGCCCCUGGACUGACUUUAUAAUGACCCCUCUGACCCUUGACCUUAACCCCAGGACCAUCCCCAACCAAUCGGGGUAGGGGGCUUUGAAAGACUGAGUCAACCAGCCCAACCACUUUUUAAUUGUCUAUGUUCUUCUUUUUUUUUUACCUCCCCCCCCCCCCCCCCCCGACCCACCCCUCCUAUUCCACUUGGAGAAGGAGUGGAGGAGAUUACAGAAAGGUAUGCCGUGUUUGGACCACAAACCCCUGCCAUUUUAGAUUUUACACACAAAAUGGCUGACGAGAAUCCAUGAAGCACUGGGAUAAGUGGAAAUGGAAGGAGAUGCACAAAAAGCAGAACAUGUUUGAAAUGGUAAAGAAAGUGUUAUAAAGUAUAAGGGAGAAGUAUUUUACUGUUGAGUUCGUGUAGGACAAUCUUCUUAUGGUGAAGUGGAAAUGUAAGAACCACUGAUUUGCUAGGAGACAAAUAGAGGUGUGUGUUGGUGAAUGGUGGUCCAAGCAGUCCCUCGCCUGUCUGUAAUCUCUGUGAAAUCACAACACUGGGGUUAGAGGUCAUGCUUCACCCUACUCAGUAUUCUAGUGUGUCAGUUAAUGUAUUGUAGUGUUAAAAAAAUGUUCACAAGAAGGACUGCAACAUUUACGCAACAUGUCAGGUUUCACACUAAUGUAAUGGAGAGUUGGUCAUCAUGCAUAGUAUCAAUUCUAGGAGUAAAACACCAGCUUUUUACUGUUUAUAAUCAUGCUUUCAUGUAAAGCAGUGGUAAGCAGGGACUCUCUGGUGUGAUGCCGUGUGCUACCGGCCUGUGUUCUGUUACCUCAAUUCUUCUCACUCAUCUCCUCCACUCACCAUACAUUAGCGCUGUUGUAAUGCCUCCGCUGGCCAGGAGAGGGCCACACUGUCCCUCAGCAUGAGCCAUGUCCAGAGACAGAGGUAGAAGUCGCCCCUAAUCACUGUUCCAGGUUCAGAUCUUGUUUUAUCUCCUAAAUGGUUGAGGUUAAGAUUGAGGUAGGAUAAUCUGAACCUAGCUCUGUGGUUAGGGGCAACGUCUACCUCGAGCCUUAGGUCCUCUCUCCAAUAGGCUGCCAGGACAUUGUACUGCAGUUUUAUUAUCAUGCACUGAAACUGCUCAUUGAAUUUAAUCAGGGAGAUUUGCUUCAAAAUGCAGCAAACAGGUCCUGAGGGAUUCAGCUUUUCUGAGAGUUGACAUUCUGACUGGCAGUGAGAACUCUUGGACGGCGGAACCAUCUGCUGCCCAUAGAGAAACAUAGCUGGGGAUAAAAGAUACUGUAACGACCUCAAUGGUACAUGACAACGCUACUGCAAACAGACAGUUAACGUUUGGGAUUUUUACAGAACACAUAAAUGCACACACAUAUACAACACACACACAGGUGAACUCUGAACCUUACUGAAAACAAGCAUCCAUCAGGGCAUACUUUGUUUUUUUUUCUCUCAACGAGAAAAAGGUGCUAAAUACUUCCCUCUUACGUUGUACAAAAAAAAGAUUGCGGUCUUGAAUCUUGAUUGCGGAAAAAAAAAGUGACAUUUUUACUAGGUUUUUUUUGUUGUUUUGUGUUUGUCUGUCUUUCGUAAUGUCUUAAUGCUGAGAACCAAUAUUAUCGAACUUGCUUCUUGAAAAUGUAAUUGUAUAUUUUUAAGUGAAAUGUAGUUGUUUUUGUUGUUGUUUUUAAAAAAAAGCGUCAAGGCUGCCCAAACCAAAUACUUAUUGUAAACCCAAGGUUGAAGUCCUUAAAGUGCUGGUGACUUUGUUCUGCUCAGAAAAAAAAGAUAAAAUCAAAUCCUAAAGUGGCAUCCAUUUUGUGAUCAUGCAGUAGAUUAGAACAUGGCCUUAAUGAAGUACCACUGUUUACCUAUCAUUGUCCUACUCAGCUCAUACUGUAGUCUCUGAGCUCAUAAUGCCGUCGGUUAGUGGGUGCAGAGUUCCAGCAGCCUGGUACUCGAUAAGUUUGUGCAACGGACCAUAGGUGUUGGCAAGACGGCACAAACAGAUCUUGGACCAGGCUAAAUUGAGUGUCAGUGACCAAAACACACAGCUACGGUAACAUUCUCACUCUACAGUAUGUCUCAGUAUUGUGAAGUUGACACUGUAACAAGCUUAUAGGAUCAACGCAAACUCAACGUGGCCAUCUAUCUCACACUGGCAGUGAGUGUCUCUGUUUAGUAACCUAUCUCUGGUGCUCAACUAUGAUUUUGCUCUCUGAACAUGCAAGGUUACUGCACUGUUCCCACAGCCUGGGCUAUAUUUAUGCAUAAAACAUUUAACAUGGGAACUUUGUAUCUGGUUUGUUAUUUUAUUUGCCACUAUGUUAAGGAAAGAAUGUGCGUGUGCAUACUGUAUCUCAGCUUCAGCGGCAACCUUGAACUUCGCUGUUAUCAACGCCCCAUCGGUCAAUGCUGAUUUGAAUUUAAGGGAGUAAAGAACUCAAACGUUAGAUCUUCAGAUGUUUUUAGGGGGGGGGGUGGGGGGGGGUGUAGAGAAUGUAGACUCAACACCUAUAGAUCUCUCAGUAGCCAGCUGAUGGUUUCAAUAAGAAUCAUUAAACCAUUACUCUAUCUGGGGCAAAACUGAACAUCCCUCACAAACUAGUCUUUUCCAAUUUUCAAAACUCUUAUUUUAUGCUGGGACAAAAUCCAUCCACCCAAGGUUUAUCAUCUAUUGGGUACACAUUUGCAAUCUAUCAAAUUUGGAUGAUUCUCAUUAUUUUGUAAACUUUUGUCAGUGACAUAAAUGGCAAUAAAAGUAUUGUGGGUUAUAUUUUUAAA
Oncorhynchus mykiss (rainbow trout) is the source of this 11784-nucleotide messenger RNA. RefSeq names its product fibrillin-2. NCBI's taxonomy places the organism in Eukaryota, Metazoa, Chordata, Actinopteri, Salmoniformes, Salmonidae. Gene Ontology annotation, molecular function: calcium ion binding. The record is from RefSeq and is a predicted model, not a curated record.